AUGCCAGACCCCAGAAUCGAUUAUCUGGAGACAGUGUCUUCUGUCCUCCUCAAGUUCAAGGCGGACAAGUGGGGCAAACUGAUCGGAGCAGAGGAGAACAUGGCCCUGUUCACCGAGUUCUUCGACAAAAUAGAUAACCCCGUCCUGGUGCUGACGCUCAAUGCUGCUGGGAUGAUCAUUCCUUGCCUGGGCUUCCCAGAGUCCCUCAAGACCAAAGGAGUUUACUUCAUCAAGACGAAGCCGGAGAACAUCACCAAGGACAACUACAAGACCCGCCUCAUCUACGGGGACAUCAGCCCCACCCCCGUGGACCAGUUGAUUGCAGUAGUGGAGGAGGUCCUCUACUCACUGCUAAACCAGAGUGAGAACAUGGAUGGAUGGCCCCGGGUAGUGUCAGAAGACAUUGUGAAGCAGGUCCACAGACUGAAGAACGAGAUGUUUGUGAUGGGAGGCAAGAUCAAGGGGAAAACCCUGCUGCCUAUCCCCGAGCACCUAGGCAGCUUGGACGGCACGCUGGACUCCAUGGAGAGGAUCCCCUCCUCCAUGGACAACUCGCUCCUGCACUCCAUCGAGACAAUCAUCAUCGACUGGUCCCAUCAAAUCCGGGACGUGCUGAGCAAGGACUCAGCUCAGGCCCUGCUGGACGGACUGCACCCCCUGCCCCGGGUAGAAUUUGAGUUCUGGGACGCCCGGCUCAUGAACCUGCAGUGCAUCCACGAGCAGCUAAACAGGCCCAAGGUGAACAAGAUAGUUGAGAUCCUGGAAAAAGCCAAAAGCUGCUACUGGCCAGCCCUACAAAACGUCUACAUGAACGUCACCCAAGGGCUGAAGGAAGCCAAUGACAUCGUCUUAUACCUAAAGCCCCUGCGCAUCCUGUUGGAGGAGAUGGAGCAGACCGACUUCACCAUGCUCCCCAGCUACAUUGUCAAGGUGCUGAGCACCAUCUGCUUCAUCUGGGCCACCUCCGAGCACUACAACACGCCCUCCAGGGUCAUCGUCAUCCUCCGGGAGUUCUGCAACCAGAUCAUCGAAAUGACUAGAACCUACCUGAGCCCGGACGAGGUGCUGAAGGGCCUGCAGGGAGAGAUAGAGGAGGUCCUGAACAACAUCUCCCUGUCGGUGGGCGUUCUCAAGGAGCUCUUCCACGCCUACGACUUCUGCUGUGCCAACAUGAAGCUUUUCUUUAAGGACAGGCCGCCCGUGCCGUGGGAAUUCCCUUCGUCCCUCGCCUUCUCCCGCAUGAAUUCCUUCUUCCACCGCGUGCAGACCAUUGAGGACCUUUACAAGACGGCCAUUGAGUUUCUGAAGCUGGAGAAGAUCGAGCUGGGGGGUGUGCGGGGCAACAUCCUGGGGAACCUGGUGACCCAGAUCUACGAUGAGGUCUUCGAACUGGUCAAGGUCUUUGCUGAGUGCAAGUACGACCCUCUGGACCCUGGAGACUCUAGUUUUGAUGAUGAUUACAAUGACUUUGAGACGAAGAUCCAAGACCUGGAUAGGAGGCUGGCCACCAUCUUCUGCCAAGCCUUUGACGACUGCAACUGCAUUGAGUCUUCCGCAAAGCUCCUGUACAUGUGCGGGGGCCUCCUGGAACGACCCCUGAUCCUUGUCGAGGUGGUACCCAGGUACUCGGUCAUGCUGGAGAUGUUCAAUACGGAGCUUGACAACGCCAAACUCAUGUACGAUGCCCAGAUGGCGGCCUCCGAAGACGGCCAGAUACCACCCAUCCACAAAAACAUGUCCCCCGUGUCUGGGCAGCUCAAGUGGAGCCUGGAGCUGCAGGAGAGGCUUGAGGUGUCCAUGAAGCACCUGAAACACAUCGAGCACCCGGUCAUGUCCAGUGUGGAGGCCAAGCUGAUCUACGACAAGUACGACGAGAUGAUGGGGUUGCUGCAAAGCUGCCGGCAGAAGAAAUACCAGCAGUGGGUGGAGGGUGUGGACCAGGACUGCCACUUCAACCUGGGGCAGCCACUCAUCCAGCGUGACCCGUACACCAGCCUCAUCCAAGUCAACUUCAGCAAGGCGUUAGUGGCAGUCCUGAGAGAAGUGAAAUAUUUGAACUUCCAGCAGCAGAAAGAGAUUCCAGAGAGUGCGGAGAAGCUCUACUCAGAGAAUGAAACCUUCCGGAAGUUCGUGGGCAACCUGGAGCUCAUUGUUGGCUGGUACAAUGAGAUAAAGACUACGGUGAAGGAUGUGGAGUUCCCGCUGAUCAGGUCAGAACUGGAAGCGAUUGAUGUGAAGCUGCUGAGCGCUGAGACCACGUUGUUCUGGAAUGGCGAAAACGUGAUUGAGUACAUCCAGGAGAUGCGGGAGAUGCUGCACAACCUGCAGAACCGGAUCCAGAAAGCCAAGCAAAACGUAGAAGGGAUCACCCAGGCCAUGCAGGAGUGGUCGGCCAACCCCCUGUUUGAAAGGAAGGACAACAAGAAGGAGGCCCUGCUGGACCUGGAUGGCAGGGUGGCCAACCUGAACAAGCGUUACGCUGCGGUCAAGGACGCUGGUGUGAGAAUCCAAGCCAUGGUUGCGGAAAAUGCAGAACUGUUCAGAGCAGAUACAACCAGCCAGUCCUGGAAGGAUUAUGUAAACUAUAUUGACGCCAUGGUCUUAGAUGAGUUUGACCACUUCAUCCGCAAAUCACUAAAUUACUUAACGGACAACAUGACUAUGGAUGAGAGCGUCGCUCCCCUGUUUGAGAUCCGCAUGGAGCUGGAUGAAGACGGUCUGACCUACAACCCAUCUCUGGAGAUGGGCGACGAGAGCGGCUUCCUGUCACUGAUCGAGGGCUUGAUCAAUGACCUCUACAAUGUGGCCAGGCUCAUCCCUCGCCUGGCCAAGGGCAGAACGAACUACAAGACCAACCUGGAGGAUAUCACAGACCUCAUAGAGAUGCGGGAGGAAGUGUCCAGCCUGGUCAUUGGGGCCAUGAAGGUGGCUGAGGAGUACCAGGACUCCUUUGAGAGGUACUCCUACCUCUGGGUGGAUGACCUUCAAGAGUUUAUGAAGAACUUCCUCAUCUUCGGGCACGCGCCCACCCCUGAGGAGCUGGACACCAAGACAGACGACACCAUCCCCAAGACACCACCUACCCUGGCUCAGUUCCAGCAGCAGAUUGACUCAUAUGAGAAGCUGUAUGAGGAGGUGUCCAGAUGUGAGAACACCAAGGUUUUCCACGGCUGGCUACAGUGUGACUGCCGCCCCUUCAAGCAGGCCUUGCUCAACACCAUCAAGCGCUGGAGCUUCCUGUUCAAGCGAUACCUGAACAACCACGUCAUCAACAGCCUUGCUGAUCUGGAAAGCUUCAUGAACAUCACUCGAACAGCCCUGAAGAAGCCACUUAAGGAGGGAGACUAUGACGGGCUGGUGGAGGUCAUGGGGCACCUGAUGAAAGUCAAGGAGAGGCAGGUGGCCACCGAUAGCAUGUUUGAGCCCCUGAAGCAAACCAUCGAACUGCUCAAGAGCUAUGGGGAGGAGAUGCCGGAGGAGAUCUACUUGAAGCUGCAGGAGCUGCCAGAGCAGUGGACCAACACCAAGAAACUGGCCAUUCAGGUGAAGCAGAAUGUGGCACCCCUCCAGGCCAAUGAGGUUAACAUCCUGAGACGAAAGUGCCAGCAGUUUGAGCUCAAGCAGCAUGAAUUCAGAGAGAAGUUCCGACGUGAUGCCCCCUUCUCCUUCAGUGACCCCGACCCCUACAAGUCCCUGAAUAAGAUUUAUUUCUUAUAUGGUGUGAUGGAGGCGCUGUGCAAGUCUGCCAGCCUCUUCGAGGUCACAGUGCCAGACUACAAGCAGCUGAAGGCCUGCCACAGGGAGGUCCGUCUGCUGAAGGAGCUCUGGGACAUGAUCGUCAUGGUCAACACCAGCAUCGAUGACUGGAAGACCACCAAGUGGAAGGACAUCAAUGUGGAGCAGAUGGACAUUGACUGUAAGAAGUUUGCCAAGGAUGUGAGGUCUUUGGACAAGGAGAUGAAACCCUGGGAUGCCUUUGUGGGACUGGACAACACCGUGAAAAACAUGAUCACGUCCCUGCGCGCUGUGAGCGAGCUGCAGAACCCCGCCAUCCGUGACCGUCACUGGCAACAGCUCAUGCAGGCCACUCAGGUGAAAUUUGAAAUGUCAGAAGACACCACCCUGGCAGAUCUGCUACAGCUGAACCUCCACAAGUAUGAGGACGAGGUCCGCAACAUUGUAGACAAAGCCGUAAAGGAGUCCGGGAUGGAGAAGGUGCUGAAGACCCUGGACAUCACCUGGACCACCAUGGAAUUUGAGCACGAGUUACACCCACGGACAGGCACCAUGAUGCUCAAGUCAGACGAAGUGCUGGUGGAGACGCUGGAGGACAACCAGGUGCAGCUGCAGAACCUGAUGAUGUCCAAGUACCUGUCGCACUUCCUGAAGGAGGUGACCAGCUGGCAGCAGAAGCUGUCCACCGCAGACUCGGUCAUCUCCAUCUGGUUUGAGGUCCAAAGAACCUGGAGCCACCUGGAGAGUAUCUUCAUCGGCUCAGAAGACAUCAGAGCCCAGCUGCCAGAGGACUCUAAGCGCUUUGACGUCAUCGACCAGGAAUUCAAAGCUUUGAUGGCAGAUGCCGUGAAGACACCAAACGUGGUGGAAGCCACCAACAAACCGGGUCUCUAUAACAAACUGGAGAAGCUGAAGACAAGCUUGGCUGUGUGUGAAAAGGCGCUGGCUGAAUAUCUGGAGACCAAGAGGCUGGCGUUCCCACGGUUCUAUUUCGUCUCCUCUGCUGAUCUGCUUGAUAUUCUCUCCAACGGAAAUGACCCCGUGGAGGUGAGCCGCCACCUGUCCAAGCUCUUCGACAGCCUGUGUAAGCUCAAGUUCCGCCUUGAUGCUAGUGGGAAGCCACUCAAGUUUGGGCUGGGGAUGUACAGCAAGGAAGACGAGUUCGUGGAGUUUGAUAAGGAGUGUGACCUCUCCGGGCAGGUGGAAGUGUGGCUGAAUCGCGUGCUGGACCGAAUGUGUGCCACAUUGCGCCACGAAAUUCCAGAAGCCGUGGUGACUUACGAGGAGAAACCGAGGGAACAAUGGAUCUUUGACUACCCAGCCCAGAUCUGGUGGACGACCGAGGUGGGCCUGGCGUUCGCAAGGCUGGAGGAAGGAUAUGAAAAUGCCAUCAAAGACUACAACAAAAAGCAGAUCAGCCAGCUGAACGCGCUCAUCACUCUGCUCAUUGGAAAUCUCAGCGCCGGCGACAGGAUGAAGAUCAUGACCAUCUGCACCAUCGAUGUGCAUGCCCGAGACGUGGUGGCCAAGAUGAUCACCGUGGAGAGCUCGCAGGCCUUCACCUGGCAGUCACAGCUUCGACACCGCUGGGACGAGGAAAAAAGGCACUGCUUCGCCAACAUCUGUGACGCCCAGAUCAAAUACUCAUACGAGUACCUGGGUAACACGCCUCGGCUGGUCAUCACCCCACUCACAGACAGGUGCUACAUCACGCUCACGCAGUCCCUCCACCUGAUCAUGGGCGGAGCCCCUGCAGGCCCCGCUGGCACGGGUAAGACAGAGACAACCAAGGACCUGGGCAGAGCCCUGGGCACCAUGGUGUAUGUCUUCAACUGCUCGGAGCAGAUGGACUACAAGUCCUGUGGAAACAUCUACAAGGGCCUGGCACAGACGGGAGCCUGGGGUUGCUUUGAUGAGUUUAACCGGAUCUCGGUGGAGGUCUUGUCUGUGAUUGCUGUACAGGUAAAGUGUGUCCAAGAUGCAAUUCGGGCCAAGAAAAAGAAGUUUAACUUCUUGGGAGAGAUAAUAAGCCUUAUCCCCACCGUGGGCAUCUUUAUCACCAUGAAUCCUGGCUACGCCGGGCGCACGGAGCUGCCGGAGAACUUGAAGGCCCUAUUCAGGCCCUGCGCCAUGGUGGUCCCUGAUUUCGAGUUGAUCUGUGAGAUCAUGCUGGUGGCCGAGGGCUUCCUGGAUGCUCGCCUCCUGGCCCGGAAGUUCAUCACCCUCUACACCCUGUGCAAAGAGCUGCUCUCAAAGCAGGACCAUUAUGACUGGGGCCUUCGUGCCAUCAAAUCUGUGCUGGUGGUAGCCGGCUCCUUGAAGAGGGGGGAUCCUACCCGGGCAGAGGACCAGGUGCUCAUGAGGGCCCUGAGAGACUUCAACAUCCCUAAGAUCGUGACCGAUGACCUGCCCGUGUUCAUGGGGCUGAUCGGUGACCUCUUCCCGGCUCUGGAUGUGCCCCGGAAGCGAGACCUGAAUUUUGAGAAGAUCAUCAAACAGAGCAUCGUGGAGCUCAAGCUUCAGGCUGAAGACAGCUUUGUGCUGAAAGUCGUACAGCUGGAAGAGCUGCUUCAAGUCCGACACUCGGUCUUCGUCAUUGGGAAUGCGGGCAGCGGCAAAUCCCAGGUCCUCAAAUCCCUCAACAAGACCUACCAGAACCUGAAGAGGAAGCCCGUGGCGGUGGACCUGGACCCGAAGGCCGUCACCUGUGAUGAGCUGUUUGGCAUUAUCAACCCGGCGACCAGGGAGUGGAAAGACGGCCUGUUCUCAACCAUCAUGCGGGACCUGGCCAACCUCACUCACGAUGGUCCCAAGUGGAUUGUCCUGGACGGGGACAUAGAUCCCAUGUGGAUUGAGUCCCUCAACACGGUCAUGGACGACAACAAGGUCCUCACCCUGGCCAGCAACGAGCGAAUUCCCUUGAAUCGCACCAUGAGGCUGGUGUUUGAGAUCAGCCACCUGAGGACAGCCACCCCGGCCACCGUCUCUAGGGCCGGCAUACUCUACAUCAACCCUGCCGAUCUAGGGUGGAACCCGGUGGUGAGCAGCUGGAUUGAGAGGCGCAAGGUGCAGUCGGAGAAGGCCAACCUGAUCAUCCUCUUCGACAAGUACCUGCCCACGUGCCUGGACAAGCUGCGCAUCGGCUUCAAGAGGAUCACCCCUGUGCCCGAAAUCACAGUCGUCCAGACCAUCCUGUACCUGCUGGAGUGCCUGCUCACGGAGAAGAACGCCCCGCCCGACUCCCCCAAGGAGCUGUAUGAGCUGUACUUCGUGUUCUCCUGCUUCUGGGCCUUUGGGGGCGCCAUGUUCCAGGAUCAGCUCAUUGAUUAUCGAGUGGAGUUCAGCAAGUGGUGGAUCAAUGAAUUUAAAACAAUCAAGUUACCCUCGCAGGGGACCAUUUUUGACUACUACAUUGACCCUGAAACAAAGAAAUUCCUGCCUUGGACAGAUAAAGUGCCUAACUUUGAGCUGGAUCCCGACAUCCCACUACAGGCCUCUCUAGUCCACACCACAGAAACCAUCCGCAUCCGGUACUUCAUGGACCUGCUCAUGGAGAAGGCGUGGCCCGUGAUGCUGGUGGGCAACGCGGGCACUGGCAAGUCGGUGCUGAUGGGGGACAAGCUGGAGAACCUCAGCACCGACGACUACCUGGUGCAGGCUGUGCCUUUCAACUUCUACACGACGUCAGCCAUGCUGCAGGGGGUGCUGGAGAAGCCUCUGGAAAAGAAGUCAGGGAGGAACUACGGCCCCCCAGGGACUAAGAAGCUGAUCUAUUUCAUCGAUGACAUGAACAUGCCGGAGGUGGACAAGUAUGGCACGGUGGCCCCACACACCCUCAUCCGCCAGCACAUGGACCACAGGCACUGGUAUGACCGGCAGAAACUGACCCUGAAGGACGUGCAUAACUGUCAGUAUGUGGCUUGCAUGAACCCUACAUCUGGCUCCUUCACCAUUGACCCCAGACUACAGCGCCACUUCUGCGUGUUUGCUGUGAGCUUCCCUGGCCAGGAGGCCCUUACCACCAUCUACAACACAAUCCUGGCACAACACCUGUCAUUCCGUUCAACCCCCUUGGUGAUCCAGCGGCUGAGCAGCCACCUGGUGAAUGCAGCCCUGGCCUUGCACCAGAAAAUCGCAGCAACGUUCCUUCCCACGGCCAUUAGGUUUCAUUACAUCUUCAACCUCAGGGACCUCUCCAAUAUAUUCCAGGGCAUCUUAUUCUCCACAGCAGAGAUUCUGAAAACCCCGCUGGACCUCGUCCGCCUUUGGUUGCACGAGGCUGAGCGAGUGUACGGGGACAAGAUGGUUGAUGAGAAAGACCAGGAGACGCUGCACAGGGUCACCAUAGCAUCCGUCAAGAAAUUCUUUGAUGAUCUCGGGGAGGAAAAUCUCUUCGCCAAACCCAACAUCUUCUGCCACUUCACGCAAGGGAUUGGUGACCCCAAGUACUUCCCCGUCACGGACGUGGCACUCCUGAACAAACUGCUCAGGGACGUGCUGGACAGUUACAAUGAAGUCAACGCAGUCAUGAACCUGGUGCUGUUUGAGGACGCGGUGGCUCACAUCUGCAAGAUUAACCGUAUCCUGGAGUCUCCUCGGGGAAAUGCCCUGUUGGUGGGUGUGGGCGGCAGUGGGAAGCAGAGCCUCUCACGCCUAGCCGCCUACAUCAGCGCCCUGGAUGUCUUCCAGAUCACACUCAAGAAAGGCUACGCAGUCCCAGACCUCAAGGUGGACCUGGCUACCCAGUACAUCAAGUCCGCGGUAAAGAAUGUGCCCUCAGUGUUCCUGAUGACGGACUCCCAGGUGGCUGAGGAGCAGUUCCUGGUGCUGAUCAAUGACUUGCUGGCCUCCGGGGAAAUCCCAGGCUUGUUUGGGGACGACGACCUUGAAAACAUCAUCUCUUCCAUGCGGCCACAGGUGAAAUCCCUCGGUAUGGCCGACACUCGAGAGGCAUGCUGGAAAUUCUUCAUCGAGAAAGUACGCAGGCAGCUCAAGGUGAUUCUGUGUUUCUCCCCUGUGGGCUCUGUCCUGCGUGUGCGAGCCCGGAAGUUCCCUGCCGUGGUCAACUGCACAGCCAUCAACUGGUUCCACGAGUGGCCAGAGGACGCUUUGGUAUCUGUCAGUGCCCGCUUCCUGGAGGAAACAGAGGGCAUCGAGCCUGAGGUGAAGACCUCCAUCAGCCUCUUCAUGGCCUACGUGCACACCACCGUCAAUGAUAUGUCCAAGCUAUACCUGGCGACCGAGAGGCGCUACAACUACACCACGCCCAAGACCUUUCUGGAGCAGAUCAAACUCUAUCAGAACCUGCUGGCCAAGAAGAGGAUGGAGCUGGUCGCCAAGAUCGAGCGGCUGGAGAACGGCCUCAUGAAGCUGCAGAGCACAGCCUCUCAGGUGGACGACCUAAAGGCCAAGCUGGCGGUGCAGGAGGCCGAGCUGAAGCAGAAGAAUGAAAACGCAGACAAGCUGAUCCAGGUGGUGGGCGUGGAGACCGAGAAGGUCAGCAAGGAGAAAGCCAUUGCGGACGAGGAGGAGAUCAAGGUGGAGGUCAUCAAUAAGAAUGUUACUGAGAAACAGAAAGCCUGUGAAACAGACCUGGCCAAGGCCGAACCAGCGCUCUUGGCUGCACAAGAGGCCCUGGACACCCUGAACAAGAACAACCUGACUGAGCUGAAGUCCUUCGGAUCCCCGCCAGACGCCGUGGUCAACGUCACAGCUGCUGUCAUGAUCCUGACAGCACCUGGGGGCAAGAUCCCCAAGGACAAGAGCUGGAAGGCCGCGAAGAUCAUGAUGGGCAAGGUGGACACAUUCCUGGACUCGCUCAAGAAGUUCGACAAGGAGCACAUUCCCGAGGCCUGCCUAAAGGCCUUCAAGCCGUACCAAGGCAACCCCACCUUUGACCCUGAGUUCAUUCGCUCCAAGUCCACAGCCGCGGCAGGCCUGUGCUCCUGGUGCAUCAACAUUGUGCGCUUCUAUGAGGUCUACUGCGACGUGGCGCCCAAGAGGCAGGCCCUGGAGGAAGCCAACGCCGAGCUGGCUGAGGCGCAGGAGAAGCUGUCCCGGAUCAAAAACAAGAUUGCGGAACUCAAUGCCAACCUGAGCAACCUUACCUCAGCAUUUGAAAAAGCAACAGCUGAGAAAAUCAAGUGUCAGCAGGAGGCGGAUGCCACCAACAGGGUGAUCUCUUUGGCCAACAGACUUGUGGGAGGACUGGCUUCCGAAAAUGUACGCUGGGCUGAGUCGGUGGAGAACUUCAAGAGCCAGGGUGUUACCCUGUGUGGUGACGUGCUGCUCAUCUCCGCCUUCGUCUCCUACGUGGGUUACUUCACCAAGAAGUACCGAAAUGAGCUGAUGGAUAAGUUCUGGAUCCCUUACAUCAAUACGUUAAAGGUCCCGAUCCCCAUCACAGAGGGCCUGGAUCCCUUGACUCUGCUGACCGAUGACGCAGACGUGGCCACCUGGAACAACCAGGGUCUGCCCAGCGACCGCAUGUCCACAGAGAAUGCCACCAUCCUGUGCAACACAGAGCGCUGGCCACUGAUUGUGGAUGCCCAGCUCCAAGGCAUCAAGUGGAUCAAAAACAAAUAUGGCAGUGAGCUGCAGGCCAUCCGCCUGGGACAGAAGAGCUACCUGGACAUCAUCGAGCAGGCCAUCUCAGCAGGUGACACCUUACUCAUCGAGAACAUUGGCGAGACUGUAGACCCCGUGCUCGACCCACUGCUGGGCAGGAACACCAUCAAAAAGGGGAGGUUCAUUAAGAUCGGAGACAAGGAGGUGGAGUACCACCCCAGUUUCCGCCUGAUCCUUCACACUAAGUACUUCAACCCGCACUACAAGCCUGAGAUGCAGGCCCAGUGCACGCUCAUCAACUUCCUGGUCACCAGAGACGGGCUCGAGGACCAGCUCCUGGCCGCUGUGGUGGCCAAAGAGCGCCCAGAUCUGGAACAGCUCAAGGCAAACCUCACCAAAUCUCAGAAUGAGUUCAAGAUUGUGCUAAAGGAGCUGGAAGAUUCUCUGCUAGCUCGGCUAUCCGCCGCGUCGGGGAACUUUCUGGGAGACACUGCCUUGGUGGAAAACCUGGAGACCACCAAGCACACAGCCAACGAAAUUGAGGAGAAGGUCCAAGAGGCCAAAAUCACAGAAGUAAAGAUCAAUGAGGCACGAGAGAACUAUCGCCCAGCCGCAGAAAGGGCCUCCCUGCUCUACUUUAUCCUGAACGACCUCAACAAGAUCAACCCCAUCUACCAGUUCUCACUCAAGGCCUUCAAUGUGGUGUUUGAGAAAGCCAUCCAGAAGACGGCGCCAGCCGACGAGGUGAAGCAGCGCGUGAUGAACCUGACGGACGAGAUCACCUACUCUGUGUACAUGUACACGGCACGCGGGCUCUUUGAGCGGGACAAGCUCAUCUUCUUGGCUCAAGUCACCUUCCAGGUCCUUUCCAUGAAGAAGGAGCUGAAUCCGGUGGAACUGGACUUUCUCUUGCGGUUCCCCUUCAAGGCAGGUGUGGUGUCACCUGUGGACUUCCUGCAGCACCAGAGCUGGGGCGGGAUCAAGGCCCUGUCGGAGAUGGAUGAGUUCAAAAACUUGGACAGUGACAUUGAGGGCUCCGCCAAGCGGUGGAAAAAACUGGUGGAGUCGGAAGCACCCGAGAAGGAGAUCUUCCCCAAGGAAUGGAAGAACAAGACUGCACUGCAGAAGCUGUGUAUGGUGCGCUGCAUGAGGCCGGACCGCAUGACCUACGCUGUCAAGAAUUUUGUGGAAGAGAAGAUGGGCAGUAAGUUCGUAGAAGGCCGGAGCGUGGAGUUCUCCAAGUCCUACGAAGAGAGCAGUCCCUCUACACCGAUCUUCUUCAUCCUCUCCCCCGGGGUUGACCCCCUCAAAGACGUGGAGGCCCUCGGGAAAAAACUGGGAUUUACGAUAGACAAUGGGAAACUCCACAACGUGUCCCUGGGGCAAGGACAAGAGGUGGUAGCCGAGAAUGCGCUGGAUGUGGCUGCCGAAAAGGGACACUGGGUCAUUCUGCAGGUGAGGAGCUCCUUGCCACAGAACAUUCACCUGGUGGCGAGAUGGCUGGGUAUCCUGGACAAGAAGGUGGAACGCUAUAGCUCGGGCAGCCAUGAGGACUACCGAGUGUUCAUCAGCGCUGAGCCUGCUCCCACGGCUGAGACACACAUCAUCCCCCAGGGCAUCCUGGAAAAUGCCAUCAAAAUCACCAACGAGCCUCCCACGGGCAUGUACGCCAAUCUGCACAAGGCACUGGAUCUUUUCACUCAGGACACCCUGGAGAUGUGCACCAAGGAGAUUGAGUUCAAGUGCAUCCUCUUUGCCCUGUGCUACUUCCACGCUGUAGUAGCCGAGAGGCGCAAGUUUGGUGCCCAGGGCUGGAACCGGUCGUACCCCUUCAACAAUGGGGACCUCACCAUCUCCAUCAACGUGCUCUACAAUUACCUCGAAGCCAACCCCAAGGUGCCGUGGGAUGAUCUCCGCUACCUCUUUGGUGAAAUCAUGUAUGGAGGGCACAUCACUGAUGACUGGGACCGCCGGCUGUGCAGGACCUACCUGGCAGAGUACAUCCGCGUGGAGAUGCUGGAAGGGGAGGUGCUGCUGGCCCCAGGGUUUCAGAUCCCCCCAAACCUGGACUAUAAGGGCUACCACGAGUACAUUGAUGAGAACCUGCCCCCCGAGAGUCCUUACCUGUAUGGCCUGCACCCCAACGCAGAGAUCGGCUUCCUGACGGUCACCUCGGAGAAGCUGUUCCGAACCGUCCUAGAAAUGCAGCCCAAAGAGACAGACUCGGGAGCAGGCACGGGGGUGUCACGGGAGGAAAAGGUGAAGGCCGUGCUGGACGACAUCCUGGAGAAGAUCCCAGAGACCUUCAACAUGGCUGAGAUCAUGGCCAAGGCUGCUGAGAAGACUCCUUAUGUGGUCGUUGCCUUUCAAGAAUGUGAGAGGAUGAACAUCCUCACCAAUGAGAUGCGGCGCUCACUGAAGGAGCUGAACCUGGGACUGAAGGGUGAGCUGACCAUCACAACCGACAUGGAAGACCUGUCCACUGCUCUGUUCUAUGACACUGUGCCUGACACCUGGGUGGCCCGAGCCUACCCCUCCAUGAUGGGCCUGGCAGCCUGGUAUGCUGACCUGCUGCAACGUAUCAGGGAGCUUGAAUCCUGGACCACAGACUUCGCCCUGCCCACCACUGUAUGGCUGGCUGGCUUCUUCAACCCACAGUCCUUUCUCACUGCUAUCAUGCAGUCCAUGGCCAGGAAAAACGAGUGGCCCCUGGAUAAGAUGUGUCUGUCUGUGGAAGUGACCAAGAAGAAUCGGGAGGACAUGACCGCUCCUCCCCGAGAGGGCUCCUACGUGUACGGGCUCUUCAUGGAAGGAGCUCGCUGGGACACCCAGACUGGAGUCAUUGCUGAAGCCCGGCUGAAGGAUCUGACCCCAGUAAUGCCCGUCAUCUUCAUCAAGGCCAUUCCUGUGGACCGAAUGGAGACCAAGAACAUCUAUGAAUGCCCCGUAUACAAGACGCGUAUCCGAGGACCCACCUAUGUCUGGACUUUUAACCUGAAGACCAAAGAGAAGGCGGCCAAGUGGAUCCUGGCAGCUGUGGCACUGCUCCUGCAGGUGUAGCCGCACCUACAGCGUGACCAGGCCCGUGCCGACCCUGCCUGAUCCUAAUCAGAAACCUCGCCUAGCAUCCGACACAUUUUACCACUUUUGACUUCUUACAAACCCAGUGCUCCUGGGCUAUGGAACGGGCGGGGGGUGCAUGUAUGUGUACAGAUUAAAACAAUUGCAAUCAUUGUGCCAGUCUGAUGCACUCAGCUCCCAAUGCCACACACAGCAGUGAAGCCUGAUUCCAGCAGCUAAGGGGCCAGCAUCCUGGGAAACCAACCCUGAAUCUCACUUUCAGGGAGCCCAGGAACUUGUCUCGAGCAAGCAGUAGGUGGGGUCAGGGUACAGAACUCACCCUUUGGUCUGACGCAGCACACAAAGUGCCACAGCCAGGGCACGAGGUGCUCCCUCUACACAGUAGCAUCUAUACUGAGCUCAAGAAUAAACAAGAGCCUGCAGUAAUCCCCAUGCCCGCCUUCCUAACGACUGUCCCAGAACUGAAAAAGCCAGCUGUGACAGAGACAGGAGCCACGCAGCCACCAACAGGACCAGAGUAAGGACAACAGGAGCUGUCACCACAUGCUGUGCCCUGGGGUCACGGGUUUCUCCUGCCUGCAGUAGGGCAGCAGUGGUACAGACUAGAGCCCCUCCCCCACCCCACGCCUGUGCUUGUGUCGGUCCCACCUCACCCAGUCAUGCACGUCCUUACAAAUGUUCCGGACCCAUCUGUGGGGUGGCUAUGGGAGCUACUUGGUUUUUUUCCACCUAACAUGUAUGCCCAGGCAUGCACAGACACCCCUUGGGGCCACAGCAGACUGCAACCCCUUUCAACAGCCCUCUUCAGUAGGCACCUGCCCCAGUGAUGAUGGGCUGAGGCCCCGCUGACUGACUGGUUGAAUCUGUUUGUAUCGGAACCAUCAGCAGGAAAGAGAAGCCAAGCCUCAGAGACCAACAGUACUGAUGCCGAACGAACACAGCAAGGUAGCCAGAGUACAAGCAAGCAGCAGGACAUGGGGAGAUAGGCAAGAGGACACUAGGGCGAUGGGAAACAGCCAGCAAAGCCUCUGCUCCAGCAGGACGGGUGCUCCCUGUGAGGCAGGGCACCACUUUCUGGGGUUCUAAGCCUUCAAAGUUGCAAAGCAAAGCUCAGCUCCUUGGCCGCUGCCCCACCCCAGCCUGUCUGAUCUUCUGGGACCAUGUGCCUGAAGGACAGUCACCUUAGGGAAGAGGCCCUGGUACCUGAGCCCCAACCAGGGACAGAGGGACUCUACCCUCCUUGGGGAACCUAGCUGCUGUGCACUGCUUCUGCUGGCCAGGAGGGGGCACUGUAGCUCCCUCACAUGGCACAGCCAGCAGGCUCCAGGCAACGAGUUUCAAUCCCUGGUAAUAACACAAAAUGAGUUUUUUUCAUUUUGCCUUUGAAGCCUGAAAUGAAGCAGUGAUUUACUCCACACAUAGAAAUUGUGAGUUGACAAAAUUAUCUCCAAACGUUCCAAAGGCCGAGCUACCUGCAGGUAUCUGGAACAAAGUGCCAGAGUCGGACUUAAGAGCCCAGAUCUGCAGAGAGGA
Molecule: messenger RNA, 14916 nt
Organism: Mus pahari (shrew mouse)
Lineage: Eukaryota; Metazoa; Chordata; Mammalia; Rodentia; Muridae
Gene: Dnah17
Product: dynein axonemal heavy chain 17
Exons: 81
Coding region: 1-13362 (4453 amino acids)
Biological process (GO): microtubule-based movement
Cellular component (GO): dynein complex
Molecular function (GO): dynein light intermediate chain binding; dynein intermediate chain binding; ATP binding
Source: RefSeq, a predicted model, not a curated record